This is a messenger RNA of Equus caballus (horse), 2484 nucleotides long. It is a transcript of the gene TTC9C, whose product is annotated as tetratricopeptide repeat domain 9C. Gene Ontology annotation, molecular function: protein binding. The record is from RefSeq and is a predicted model, not a curated record. NCBI's taxonomy places the organism in Eukaryota, Metazoa, Chordata, Mammalia, Perissodactyla, Equidae.
UUGGGCAUUUGCAGAGGGCGAGGGGCUGGCCGCGGGGCUUGGUGCACUUGUAACUGACCUGCCCUGCAGCCGCGUCAGUCUGUCUGUGGGUUGCGGUGCACGGACCGCAUUCACCGCGGUUCCCCAGCUCCGGGCACAGACGUCAACAAAUGCUUGUUGAAUAAGUGCGAGAGUCAGGAGGGAGGAAAGCCCUCCAGACAUCUUUUAGCAGUUGUCCCCGCCUUCUCCCUUCCACUUCCUGGUCAGGGAGGUGUGUCCAAAAGAAAAGGAGGAAGGCAAUACUGCCGGCGUUCGCACGCCUGCUGCAAUUCCUUGAGCUUCAGUUGCUCUUUCCUUUCUCAAUUCCGCAAGAGCACUGGGCGACCAAGAGUUAUGGAGAAGCGCCUACAGGAGGCUCAGCUGUACAAGGAAAAAGGCAACCAGCGUUACCGGGAAGGGAAGUACCGAGAUGCUGUGAGUAGGUACCAUCGAGCUUUGCUUCAGCUGCGGGGUCUGGAUCCAAGUCUGCCCUCCCCGAUACCUAAUCUAGGACCUCAGGGCCCGGCUCUCACACCUGAACAAGAAAACAUACUGCACACCACCCAGACAGACUGCUACAACAAUCUAGCUGCCUGUCUCCUUCAGAUGGAACCAGUAAACUACGAACGAGUGAAAGAAUACAGUCAGAAAGUCCUGGAACGACAGCCUGAUAAUGCCAAGGCCUUGUAUCGGGCUGGAGUGGCCUUUUUCCAUCUGCAAGACUAUGACCAGGCUCGGCACUACCUCCUGGCUGCUGUCAACAGGCAACCAAAAGACGCCAAUGUCCGGCGGUACCUCCAGCUAACACAGUCGGAACUCAGCAGCUACCACCGGAAAGAGAAGCAGCUCUACCUGGGCAUGUUUGGUUAACAGAGAAGAAAGAUGCUUCUCCACGUGAACUUAGGUAAACCAGUAAAGAACCUGAGCCUCAGCAAGAGAAAUUAAUCCCAUACCUCUGACCCAGGUGGAUUUCUGUUUUAUUUCUAAUUCUGCACAAACUCUUUACCACUUACACAGUCUGUGUCUUUUUUUUUUUGUCCAUCUGUGUAUUUGUAUAGCUUUCAGUAAGUGGUAUGGGAGAUAUCUGCCUUGAGAAAUACAACCAGAAAACAUUUAUCAGCUAUGGGUGGAAUUAAUCAUAUUUAUGACAUAGAUUUUAAUGAUAGAUGUUGUUAGAUGUCUUCAUAUACAGAGGAGAAGGCCAGCAGAGGAUGAGAUAAUAAGGAUAGACAGAAAGGAGUUUCUUCCUUUUUUUCCUCAGAUGCCCAAAGCCAAAGCUGGACAGGCCACAAACUAGGAAAUAUAUUUUUUUUGUGAAACUAGAGGAUUAUAAGUUGGGCCCGCAUGGCUUAAAAUGAAAGAUUUGAGAUUAACCAUUUUUUUUAUUAAAUUAAUUCCUUAUUCUUCGUAAUAGUCCACCUACAUUCGGAUUCUUUUUUUCCUACAAAAGUUUCUCUUGGUGAUUUCUAGUCUUUGAUGGUAUUCAUAUUCAGAUCAUUAAUAUGCUUAUUUUUUUCAUUAAACUCUUCUAUCUUAAAACGUCUGGAGUCAAGCAUUUUAAGUAUUUAUUUAAUAACCCUUCAGCUCUCAUGCCAAAAACCACCCAAGUAAACAUUUUAAUAUUUAAUAGGUGUAAAUCUAUAGUAUGCUCGUUUCUCUAAAAAACAUAGGGAAAACAGAUUGCCAAGCCUUCUAGAAGCAAUACCAUAAAAGAGCAGGAUAAAAACAUAAAUCUUUUCUUUGCCUGUCUCCUUAUAUUUUGCAAGAGCUCAGUUCCUUAUAGAGGAGGGAAAUAAUGAGGAAGUGUUCUACUUCCUUAGUGCCUUUUAAGCACCUGACAGAACUUUCUGGAAGCUUUGUUGGGCAUGGGUGCAGGCUUCAGAUCUGGUGCAGUUGUGGCUCAGUAGGAGGCUCCAUCAAUCAGGAGCUCCUUUGUUAUUCUGGGUACUUGUUGUGAAUAAUGGCCGCAGCGUAUGAGUUCUACAGAGUAGAUGAGACCAUGAAGCACUGCCUCUACCUUUAUGAAUGGAGGUGAUAAGAAUGUGUCAUUAGCCAUCAGAUAACCACAGACAGAUUUCAGAAAAGAAAAACACCUUAGUCUUGCCAAGUGCACAUGAAUUCUUCUCCGUUUGUCAGUAAUGCCCCCCUCUCCCAAUGAGCUAGACUCCUCUUUAUUUCUCUGUACCCUUAAAUAAUACAACCAACAGCUUACAACAAAAAGUAUUUCUGCCAAAUAACCCUCUGAAGUCCAAGGACAGAACUAACAAAGUUGAAUAUUUUAUUCCUCUUCCAAGCUUCUUGAAUUUCUAAGCCUAGAUUGUUGACAAAAUUAUGUCAUGGUUGCAUGUUUUGUUUGUUUGGGGCUGGCUUUGCUUUCUGAUUUUCUUUUCUUUCAAAGACUUGAUGUUAUAGUAAGCUAUCUUCUGCAUCAAUGAGUAAAAAAUAAAACUGAUAUUUAGAAACAUA